This is a messenger RNA of Trichobilharzia szidati, 3168 nucleotides long. Lineage: Eukaryota; Metazoa; Platyhelminthes; Trematoda; Strigeidida; Schistosomatidae. The record is from the annotation of a GenBank genome assembly.
CAUACACAAUAACCAAUAGGAAUACUUGCUUAUCAACUUGGGUAUAUAUAUAUAUAUGAAAACACUCAACUUAUUAUCUGCGAAAGUGGUGUCAAAUCCAAAUUCAUACACAGUAAAUAAUUAAUAUACAGUUGAAGAUAUCGGCGAUUUGCGGCUGAAUACUUCCAUCACCUAUAUUUAUUUGGUGGAGUGAUAUGCAUACACUGGUCCCACUUUGCCUCUCUCUUCACAUCCUUGAUCGUACAUGAAAUCUCUAUAUUGCCUACACAGACAAGUGUGCACACAUCUCAUGAGUAGGCAGUAUUCAUCAUCUCAUUGAACUGACGACGAUAAAAUCACGAGAAAAGCAUUUUCUCAUCAUGACAGUGUGUUUACAAAGGUGUUAUGUGUUCUGAGCUGGUCAAAUUUUAAAACACAACAAUCUCACUUACUUAAUUAUUCUUUAUUCCAUGAAAUAAUAAUGUCGCACACAUCCUUAACAUACAGAAAAAAUGUCAACAGAGGCGAUUUGAAACAACGCAUUUAUUUAAACAUUGUUUUGCAUCAAUCUGUCCUGCCGGUAUGCUACAGUGGACAAAUUGUAACCGGUUGUGUUGUCCUAGAGAGUAAAGAUGUGUUGAGUGUUCAAAUUCUACAAGUGGAACUGCUUGGCAGGGCAGUUGUGGUUGCACCUCAAAAGACAAAAUUAUCGAAACUGUCCUUCAGGGGAUGGACAAAAGAACGAAAAACAUUGCAGCGUAAUUUUUCAUCAUAUCAAGGCGUUGGUUGUGUUAUAUCCGGUAUAAAUGGACCAGUUGAUCCUGAACUGUUACAGAAUCGGCUCAAGUGUAAAUCAAUGAAAGGAUUUGAUAAGUUGAUUCCAGCAUUUCAAACUGUAAAUGAAGAGAUUUAUUGUUCAAUGAAUUGUGUUUUAAUCGGUGGAGUUGUACCCGGAAGCUGUGAACUAGUAUCGGCUGGGAAACGAUAUUAUUCAUUCGAAUUUGAAAUACCAGAGAGUUGUCCGUGUUCAUUCGUCGGAUCACGUGGUAGUAUUGAAUACAGACUGAGAGCUUAUUUAUUAUUGUCGAGUGGUGAUCAACUAUGCAUUGACAAAGGAUUAAAGGUUAUACGUAAAAUGAAUAUCAAUAAAAUGAUGAUAGCACCAGGAACAUUAGCCUGCCCACCAAUAAGCAGGAACUAUAUCAGCAGUUUUGAUCAGUUCACCUCGACAGGAAAUACUGUGAAAUUUUCAAAUCUAUCAAGGUCGCAGUCAAAGCUAUUCAAUUUAUCUAAAAAGGAUGCUGAAAAUAUUCUAGAUGAAUAUGAUAAUGGUGAUCAACAGUUAACUGAAAAGUGUUCAAUGCUAACAUCAACUUAUACAAGUGACUACAUCACAGAUCAUUUAUCCUCAUCAUACGGACCAAGCGCCUAUUCCAAUGCCGAUCUGAAUGAUACAAGUAAACUGAUGAAGCACUCCAUAGGAUCUUGUUUAAAUGAACCAAAAGAAAACAACAAUCCCUGCCUUGCAUCGGUGUUUUCACCUCAAGAUGAUAAUCAGUACACGAUAACAGAAAGAAGAGAUAAUUGUAGUUUAAAGACGGGGAGUAGAUUUUCGGCUAAUCUUACUUCAAAGACUAAAAAGUCUAUGCUGAGUUCAUCGCAUAAGACAACAUUAACUGUGCAAAGAUGCAGUGACAACCCGUACCCAUUGCCUUCUUCCUGGCUAUCUCAUCCCUACGGUUUAGGCUAUGGAAGUUAUCCGCGUACAUGCCUUGGUGCACAGACAGGCUAUCCAAUAUCCUGUAGAUUAACUGUCAGUCAACGACAAUUGAAUCCAGGCAGCCGGUUAACAGCCUGCCUAACUUUACUUGUAGAAGAUCCUUUUGCACUUUUGUUGGCUCCAUCUUUAAACAGCAACUCGCAUGAUUUGAAUUGGUGUGCUAAAUUCAACGCGAAUACUAAAUCAGGAACUAAAGGCUUAUGGAGUCCACUGGCGAGAGCAUUUGUUUCCUAUUAUUUAGAAGAUAGUGUUAGACAGAAUUUUGGUUAUGCAAAAAAGGAACUUAACAGAAUAUGGUGGUCAAGAUUUAUUAAACAACCGCAAAGGAUAUUUCUUAUUCUCCGACAGAUUACUACCUACAGAGACUGGACAAACUGUGUUAUUGCUCAGGAAGAACGUGAUGUCUACAGAGGAGAGAUGAGAAAGCGGUUAACAUCUGAAAAACACUUAUUAAGAGUUGUUCUAGAGCAUACCUUUCAUAUACCACCAUUACCACCGACCAGUUUAGAAGGUUGUUCAUGUAUUGACGUCGCGUACAGUCUUGGAUUGGUUAAUUUCAAGUUGAAAAAGCUGAAAACUCCACUGAAAUCAACGAAGUGGAUAUUGGAAAAUGAUGUCAACCAGGUUAUGCCGGAUAAAUGCGUAGAAUUUAUCUAUAUGCAUGAAACCUUCAACAGAGGUGUUGGCACCUACGAGACACUGUCGAAAAAGCCUCGUAUUCUGCGAUUUCAACAAUGCCAGUGUAAUAAAGGGAAAGAAUUCAAACACUUGGCUCGUAUUCACCAUGAUCUUUUAUUGCCUAUCCCUAUAAUCAUUGGUACUAUGGAUUUCAAUCCGAAAUGUGAUCGACAAAUAGAGUCGUAUGGUGUAUCGGAGACACAACAAACUCCAAAUCCUUCUAUGGGUUCAGUAUUUUUCAUGCAAUGGCCUAACAGCUAUCAAAUGGGAAGUCUACCUCCAGUAUAUCAAUACUCAAAAGAUCAUCUGGACAUCUACCAGAACGACAGUAUUCACACUGUCUAUCCAACAGAAUUAUUGAAUCCCAAUUCAACAGUACGAUCGAAAUACGGGACAAUGCGGUCGUCGAACCGAAGUAAUAAUACCAGUUUUCAAGAGCAAAAGUUGCUAGACGACGAUGCAGAAGACAAUAAUUAUACCUUGGAAACUGUUUCCCACACCAGUAAGCAGACACCGUCAUUCAGGCGAAAUGACACAGCCAGUGGAAAAAUUAGCAGUCAUUCAAGUGUAACUUUCAACCAGACUAUUAUUGGUGAAGAGCAAGGUAUUUGAAAGCGAUUCACACACACACACACACACUGUAACUGUUCGACGUCUUAAAUGCUUGGGAACACAGCUCUUCUUUGUUUUUAUAAUAAAGAGCAGGAGCAUUCCUUAAUUUUGUCACUGUG